UUAUGUGUUGCACCUUUAUGGAAAUAUUAGAUUUUUUUUCAGUAAUAGUAGACACAGUAGAUGAAUUCAAAAGUUGCAGUUGUGAUGGAAAUCAGCACAUAGUUGGAAGAGAAAUAAUUUGUGGAAUAUCCAAAGAGUAGAGCUACACCCCUGACUGACACAACUUUCAACCAUGAGAGACAACUUCUUCAACUAGAGGCUCAUCACAGUAUUUGAGAACUUUCUGUGAUGGGUCAGCGACUGAGUGAGGAGAGUGAUUCAGACCAGGAAAUUGAUGUUGCAGAGCUGCAGGAGUGGUAUAAGAAGUUUGUGGUGGAGUGCCCAAGUGGAACACUCUUCAUGCACGAGUUCAAGAGCUUCUUCGGCGUUACUAACAACAAGGAGGCGGCCGAUUAUAUCGAGAAUAUGUUUCGCGCAUUUGACAAGAACGGAGACAAUACAAUUGAUUUUCUAGAGUAUGUUGCAGCCCUGAACCUGGUCUUGAGGGGCAAGUUGGAACAUAAACUGAAAUGGACUUUCAAAAUGUACGACAAAGAUGGAAGUGGCUGCAUUGACAAAACAGAGCUGCUGGAGAUUGUAGAAUCCAUCUACAGACUGAAGAAAGCCUGUCAUGGAGAACUGGAUGCAGAGUGUAACCUCCUGACCCCAGAUCAAGUGGUCGACAGAAUAUUUGAACUGGUUGAUGAAAACGGAGAUGGGGAGUUGUCUCUGGAUGAGUUCAUCGACGGGGCCAGGAGGGACAAGUGGGUGAUGAAGAUGCUGCAGAUGAACGUCAACCCUGGGGACUGGAUCAGUGAACGGCGACGCAAGAGCUCUGGAGCAAGCUCUGAAGGUGAACCUCUGCAAUAAGUUUCUGCACUUCUUUCGAUCAAAAGUUGAAUCCAUCUACCAGCAGUUUCAGCUAUCCUGUGCACUGCCCCUGUGCCCAGGUGUUGGCUGACACUACCACCAUACCCACGUGGACUGUGGACUCUUGUGCAGAGGGGGCAACCAUUGCUGUAAUAACCUCCAUCUCCCUCUCUCCCCAUAACCUGCACACCACACACCAUAACUUGUCGCUUCUUUUAUAACUUUCUUUGUUUUCUCUUUUGAAAUCCCUAAUGUGUACAUAUCAGCGUGUUUCUGUUCCCACUGAUGGGUAUGUGUGUGCUCUACUGCUCAUGAUUGCAUUUUAAUAAUAAUAAUAUGCCAUUUAGCAGAUGCUUUUAUCCAAAGCGACUUACAGUCAUGUGUGCAUACAUU
This is a messenger RNA of Coregonus clupeaformis (lake whitefish), 1242 nucleotides long. It is a transcript of the gene guca1b, whose product is annotated as guanylate cyclase activator 1B. The transcript has 4 exons. Gene Ontology annotation, cellular component: photoreceptor inner segment; cone photoreceptor outer segment. Gene Ontology annotation, biological process: visual perception. NCBI's taxonomy places the organism in Eukaryota, Metazoa, Chordata, Actinopteri, Salmoniformes, Salmonidae. The coding region runs from base 229 to 849 and encodes 206 amino acids. The record is from RefSeq and is a predicted model, not a curated record. Gene Ontology annotation, molecular function: calcium sensitive guanylate cyclase activator activity; calcium ion binding.